AUGGCGACUUUUCCAGGCACAGCUUUUGCCUUUUGCAGCCUGUCCAGGCCCAGAAUGUGCUUAACUCGGCAUCGCCAGGACAAGCUCAUCCUCCUGGCGAAGCCUGUGCCUCAGGGCAGCCUUUCCAGGCCUAGCAUUUGCUGCUUUGCAUCCUCUCCAGGCCCUGGACUUCCUCCAGUCGGCCUCUCCAGGCCGAGCUCUUCCUCCCGGCGGCCUCUGCAGGCCCAGACUGUCAAGUCAGCCUGUCCAGAGCCAACUCCUGCCUCCUGGCAGGCUCUGCAGGCCCAAGUCAUCCUCAAGUCGGCCUCCCUAGGCCUAACUCCGGCCUCUCGGCGGCCUCUCCAGUUGCAAAAGUUCCUCGAGUCAGCCUCUCCAGGCCCAGCUCCUCCUGUCUCCCAGUGGCCUCUUUCGGCCCAGCCCAGCUCAUGCCUCCCGGCGGCCUUUCCAGGCCCCGCUUUUGACUUUCGGCGGCCUCUGCAGGCCCCGAACUUGACGUCCAGUCAGCCUCUCCAGGCUCGGCCUCCUGCCUCCCAAAGGCUUGCACAGGUCCAGCCUCUGCCUCACAGUGGACUCUCCACGAAUAGCUCGCUCUCGCCUCACUGCGGCCUCCCGAGUCCAAAGCUCCUGCCUCUCGGCCGCUUCGGCAGGCCCAGCUCCCGCCUGCCAGUGGCCUCUUCAGGCCCAUGGGGCUCAUUCCUCACAACGGCCUUUCCAGGCCCAGUUUUUCCCUUCCGGCGGCCUCUCCGGGCCCAGAAGCUCCUCAAGUCGGCCUCUCCAGACCCACUUGCAGCCUCCCGGCGUCCUCUCCGGGCCCAGCUCUUCCUCCCGGCUGCGUCUGCAGGCCCGACUCCUGCCUCCCAACAACCUCUUUGGACUCAGCGCCUGCCCAGCUCCUGGUGGCCUUGGUCGGCCCACAGCUUCCUCAAGCCAAGCUCCCCAGGCCCAGCUCAGGCCUCACGGUGGCCUCUCCAGGCUCAGCUCCUGCCCUCCAACGGCGUCUCCAGGCCCCAAACGGCCUCCGGUCGGUGGGCUCCUCCAGGCCCAGCUUGGGCCUCCCGGCGGCCUCUGCAGGCCCAAGUGGUCCUGAAGUCAGCCUCUCCAGGCCCAGCUCCGGCCUCCCAGCAAGCAAGCUCUUUUGGCUCAGCUCCUGCCCAGCUCCCGCCGGCCUUUGUAGACCCUGAACUUUCUCCAGCGAAGCUCCUCAGGCCUACCUCCUGCCUCCCGGUGGCCUGUACAGGCCCAGCUCUGGCUGGAGAACAGCCUCUGCAGGCCCCGCUCUUGCCUCCCAGGGGCGUCUCCAGGCCCAGUUCUUGCCUCACGGCGGCCUCCCGGGACCAAGUCCCUGCCUGCCUCCCGGCAGCCCGCGUGCAGUCCAGCUCCUCCAUCACGGUGGCCUGUUGAGGCCCAACUCAUGCCUCUGGCACCCUUUGCAGAGGCAUGAGCCCCUGCCUCACACUGGCCUCUCUCACGCUGAGAGAAGUCCUCCCUCACACUGGCCUGUUGAGGCCCAGCUCAUGCCUCUGUUGGCCUCUCCAGGCCCAGGCCCUGCCUGUUGGCGGCCUCUAGAGGCCCAGCCUCUACCUCAACAGUGGGCCCUCCAUGCCCACCUCUUGCCUCGCCGUGGCCUCCUCGGGCCAGGCUCCCGCCUUGGGGUGGCCCCCGCAGGCCCAGCUCCUGCCUCACGGCCCUCCGGAGGCCAAGCUCAUGCAUCAGGGUGGCCUCUCCUGGCCUGGCGUUUGCUCCUUUGCAUGGGCUCCAGGCCCUGCAUUUCCUCCAGUCGGCCUCUCCAGGCCCAGCUCUUCCUCCCGGCAGCCUCUGCAGGACCAGACUGUCGUCAAGUAGGCCUGUCCAGGGACAGCUCCUGCCUCCCGGCGGCCUUGUAGGCCCAGACUGUCAUCAAGUAGGCCUGUCCAAGGACAGCUCCUGCCUCCUGGCAGCCUCUGUAGGCCCAAGUCGUCCUCAAGUCGGCCUCCCCAGGCCCAGCUCCGGCCUCUCGGCGGCCUCUCCAAGUGCAAAAGUUCCUCGAGUCCGUCUCUCCAGGCCCAGCUCCUCCUGUCUCCCAGUGGCCUCUUUCGGCCCAGCCCAGCUCAUGCCUCCCGGCGGCCUUCCCAGGCCCCACUUUUGACUUUCCGCGGCCUCUGCAGGCCCCGAACUUGUCCUCCAGUCAGCCUCUCCAGGCCCGGCCUCCUGCCUGUUGGUAGCCACUAGAGGCCCAGCCUCUACCUCAACAGUGUGCCCUCCAGGCCCACUUCUUGCCUCGCCGUGGCCUCCUCGGGCCAGGCUCCCACCUCGGGGCGGCCUCUGCAGGCCCAGCUCCUGCCUCACAGAGGCCCUCUGGAGGCCAAGCUCAUGCGUCGAGGCGGCCUCUCCCGGCCUGGCGUUUGCUCCUUUGCAUGGGCUCCAGACCCUGCACUUCCUCCAGUCGGCCUCUCCAGGCCCAGCUCUUCUUCCCAGCAGCCUCUGCAGGACCAGACUGUCGUCAAGUAGGCCUGUCCAGGGACAGCUCCUGCCUCCUGGCAGCAUCUGUAGGCCCAGACUGUCAUCAAGUAGGCCUGUCCAGGGACAGCUCCUGCCUCUUGGUGGCCUCUGCAGGCCCAAAUCGUCCUCCCCAGGCCCAGCUCCGGCCUCUCGGCGGCCUCUCCAGGUGCAAAAGUUCCUCGAGUCAGUCUCUCCAGGCCCAGCUCCUCCUGUUUCCCAGUGGCCUCUUUCGGCCCAGCCCAGUUCAUGCCUCCCGGCGGCCUUCCCAGGCCCCGCUUUUGACUUUCCGUGGCCUCUGCAGAUUCCGAACUUGACCUCCAGUCGGCCUCUCCAGGCCCGGCCUCCUGCCUUCCGAAGGCCUGCACAGGCCCAGUCUCUGCCUCACAGCGGACUCUCCACGCCCAGCUAGCUCUUGCCUCACUGCAGCCUCCCGAGUCCAAAGCUCCUGCCUCUCGGCCACUUUGGCAGGCCCAGCUCCCACCUGCCAGUGGCCUCUUCAGGCCCAUGGGGCUCAUUCCUCACAACGGCCUUUCCAGGCCCAUUUUUUCCCUUCCGACUGCCUCUCUGGACCCAGAACCUCUGGGCCCACUUGAGGAGAUGCAGCCAGGAGGAACAGCUGGGCUUGCAGAAGCUGCCAUGUGGGAGGCAGAGGCUGGGCCUCCUGAAGUUGGCCUCUCCAGACCCACUUGCAGCCUCCCGGCAUCCUCUCCGGGCUCAGCUUUUCCUCCUGGCUGCGUCUCCAGGCCCGACUCCGGCCUCCAAACAACCUCUUUGGACUCAGCUCCCGCCCAGCUCCCGGCGGCCCUGGUUGGCCCACAACUUCCUGAAGCCAAGCUCCCCAGUCCCAGCUCAGGCCUCACAGUGGCCUCUCCAGGCUCAGCUCCUGCCCUCCGAUGGCGUCUCCAGGCCCUGAACAGCCUCCAGUCGGUGGGCUCUUCUAUGCCCAGCUUGGGCCUCCCGGCGGCCUCUGCUGGCCCAAAUCGUCCUGAAGUUGUCCUCUCCAGGCCCAGCUCCGGCCUCCCGGCGGCCUCUCCAGGCGCAACGCGUCGUCAACGAGGGCCCCUCCAGGGCCAGCUCCUGCCUCUCGUCGGCCUCUAGAGGCCCAGCCUCUGCCUCCCGCAUGGCGGCCUCUGUAGGCCCAGACUGCCCUUGAGUCAGGCUCUCCAGGGCCAGCUCCAGCCUCCCGGCAGACUCUGCAGGCCCAAGUCAUCCUCAAGUCGGCCUGGAAGUGGGCCUGGAAGAGCUGCACGUUGGCCUCCCCGGGCCCAGCUCCGUCCUCUCGGCGGCCUCUCCAGGUGCAAAACUUCCUCGAGUCAGCCUCUCCAGGUCCAGCUCCUCCUGCCUCCCAGUGGCCUCUUUCAGCCCAGCCCAGCUCGUGGCUGUAGGCAGCCUUCCCAGGCCCUGCUUUUGACUUUUGGCGGCCUCUUCAGGCCCAGAACUUGAUCUCCAGUCAGCUUUUGCAGGCCCGGCAUCCUGCCUCCCGAAGGCCUGCACGGGCCAGGCCUCGGCCUCACAGCGGACUCUCCACGCCCAGCUAGCUCUCGCCUCACUGUGGCCUCCCCAGUCCAAAGCUCCUGCCUCUCGGCCGCUUCAGCAGGCCCAGCUCCCGCCUGCCAGUGGCCUCUUUAGGCCCAGCUCAUUCCUCACAAUGGCCUUUCCAGGCCCCGUUUUUCCCUUCUGGCAGCCUCUUGGCCUCUAAUUUUUUUAUCUUUUGUGUAUAAAUCCCAAAAUAUGGAAUUUUGGAAUAUUUCCACCAUUAUAUAAAUAUUUUGGUAGGUAAUUUAUUUGGAGUGAGUUUCUGCACCAAGCCCGAAUUUUUUAUUUUAUUUUUCUUAUUAUUUGGUGUUAAACAGGUUUAAUGACAGUCAUGGCAUCUUUUUGGCACAAUAGAAAAUAUCGCCCAUGAUCAACGUGUUCUGUUCUGGGGAAGGGGGCAAAGGCAGGGUGAAUCACUUUCUUAAAAAGUACAACUCAAGUUGGGAGUGCAGAGGGAAUCGGGAGAAAACCCUCCUGCUGCCUGUGUCGAAGUGCAGGAGCCCCCACCCCCAUACUCACCUGAGUCCAGCCCCUCUGGAGAAAGAAGGGGUGCAUGAACUCCCCCUAUUCCACAGGCACCUCCCUGUGGCCCAAGGCCCUCUUCACGCUCCAUCUUGUAGCCCCAGCAGGAGCUAUUUUCCGAAAAGUGAAAAACUCUGACGGUCCCACACUUCAUGGUAUGUACAGGGGCUCAGAGGAGGGAAACUGCCCAGCUUUCCCCCGGCACAGCUGCAGGGGUAGGGGGUAUAUAUAAGAGGAGCAGGCCUUGGCCAGGCGUGGUGGCUCACACCUGUAAUCGCAGCACUUUGGGAGGUGGAGGCCGGUGGAUCACGAUUUCAGGAGAUCGAAAUCAGCCUGGCCAAGAUGGUGAAGCCCCGUCUGUUCUAAAAAUACAAAAAUUAGCUGGACGUGGUAGCGUGCACCUGUAAUCCCAGCUACCCGGAAGGCUGAGGCAGGAGAAUGGUGUGAACCCGGCAGUAAGAGGUUGCAGUGAGCCAAGAUCUCACCACUGCACUCCAGCCUGGGUGACAGAGCAAGACUCCGUCUCAAAAGGAAAAAAAGGCCUUAUUCCUUCCCAAACUGAAAGGAUUAAAUGGCUUUACCCUGGAGAAGAUAACCAUCCUGCCUUCCAUUGCUACCCCCACAUAGUGUCCAUGUUCUCAGGGGGUACUGUGAGUCCUGGGAUCUUCUUUGGGGUCGCCCACCUGCCUGUGGUAGUUAUGGAGGGACCCAGGUGUUGAGGCAGGGCUGGGGUGUCCCCUUCCAGCCAGGUUGUCGAGGCCCCAGCUCUGGGGCAGAGGCAGUGGCAGGGCAGCCAGGGUUGCGCCAGAGCCUGAGCAGGGUGAAGUGGGGUCAGGCAGGGCUGGGAGUCAGGGCAGGGGCAGCAGCAGUGGACCCACUAUGCACACAUCUUUUUCUCCAAGGUUUGUGUGCAGAGCAUCCUGCCCAUGCUGCCCCAGCAGCUUCAGUUGGCACCUGCCCCAGUCCAGCCCCUGGGACCCAUGCAGCGGCUCCCAGCGGCCCUGCACCCACCACCAGCAUCCGUUUCACCUGCAGUUGAAGAUCCGUGAGGUGCCCAGAAGAUCAUGCAGUCAUCAGUUCCACGGAGCAGCCCGCGAGGCUGAGGCUCCUCCCACUGGACCGCCCCCCAACUGGCACCACUGCUGCCCCUGCCCCUACUCUCAGCCUCACGUGACUCUUGGGCAGAGGCAGUGGUGGGGCAGCCAGGGCAGUGUCAGAGUCUGAGCCAGGUCCUGAACUUCCUCUAGUCGGCAUCUCCAGGCCCAGCUUUUCCUUCCAGCAGCCCCUGCAGGCACAAGUCGUCCUCAAGUCGCCCACCCCGGGCCCAGCUCUUGCCUCUUGGCGGCCGCUCCAGGUGCACAACUUCAUCAAGUCGGCCUCUCCAAGCUCAGCUUCUCCUGCCUCCCAAUGGCCUCUUUAGGCCUAGCCCAGCUCAUGCCUCUCGGCAGCCUUCCCAGGCCCAGCUUUUGACUUUUGUCUGCCUCAUCACGCCCAGAACUGGACUUCCUGUCGGCCUCUCCUGGCCCAGCCUCCUGCAUCCUGAAGGCCCAUACAGACCCUGCCUCCGCCUCACAGCUGACUCUCCACACUGAGCUCUUGCCUCACUGUGACCUUCCCAGUCCAAAUUCUUGCGUUUCAGCAAGUUUGACAGGACCAGCUCCUGCCUUCAAAUGGCCUCUUUAGGCUUACCUCAUUCCUCUCAACAGCCUCUCGAGGUCGAGUUUUUUCAUUUUUGCAGCUUCUGUAGGCCCAGAACUUUCUCAAGUCUGCCUCUCCAGGUCCAGUUGCUGUCUCCAGGCAUCCACUUCUUCCCCUUUUCUUCCUACAUUUUGUGUCUAAAGGUUCAGCUUUUGCCUCACAACAUCCUCUUUGGAUUAGCUCCUGUGCAGCUCCUCGCCUUUGUAGACUCAAAUCUUUCUCAAGUUGAGUCCUCCGGUUCCACUGCCUUCCUGGUGGCUCCCUGAACAGGCCCAGCUUUUGCCUGACAAUUGCUUCUCCAGGCUGCCUCAACAGACCCAGCUCUUGCCUCACGCUGGCCUCUCUAAGCCCAGCUGCUGCCUCUCACUGUCCUCACCUGGCUCAUCUCUUUCCUCACAUCUGCCUCCCAAGUCCCAGUUCCUGUCUCACAGUUGUCUCAGUUAUACCAGCUCCUUUCUCAUGAUGGCCUCUUCUGGCCCAUCUUCGGCCUCAUAGUGGCCAGUCGAACCCAUGAUGGCCUCUUCUGGCCCAUCUUUGGCCUCAUAGUGGCCACUGGAACCCAUCAUCUGCCUCAUCAUGGCCUCUUCUGGCUUUGCUUUUGCUUCGCAGUCACCUUUUCCAGAUCCCGCUUUUUAGUCUUUAAUGGUCAACAGCAUCAAGGAGCCUAAAGCUUCCCUGGACUCUUAUUUGUUGGUAACUUCACUGCACAGCAGAGUGCCUUAGCAAAACACCUGUCUCUUCUUUUAACCUUGACAGUGGAUUUCUGACAAAUUUAUAAUAAAUUCUGCCUGCGUGGUUUCA
Molecule: messenger RNA, 7035 nt
Organism: Pan troglodytes (chimpanzee)
Lineage: Eukaryota; Metazoa; Chordata; Mammalia; Primates; Hominidae
Exons: 3
Coding region: 1-1401 (466 amino acids)
Source: RefSeq, a predicted model, not a curated record